AAUUGCUUAUUUUGCUUCUCUUUCUUGUUUCCUCUUUCUCUGGCUUUCAGUUCAACAUGUCUGAUGCGUUUGAUAGUGAGAAUCCUAGUACCCCAGAUUAUACAAGUGCUUCUUCUACUUCUUAUUCUAUCUCUUCUACUUCCUUUGUCUCUUUGUCCUCUGACGAAGAGGUUAGGGCUUUUGCUGAAACUAGGACUAAAUCUGUACAUGAUGUCAUGUCUCGAUCUAAUCCUGCCGUUAUCCCCAUUUCUUCAGAUGAGGGGUCUUCUAGAGGCGACCCCUCUUCUCUUGUUAAUACAGGUCAUGCGCCAACCGUAUCUAUGUCUGACUUGUCGCCCUCUUACCGCCAAACCCUUAGGGAAUUACUUCUUGCUUGUCUCGCUAGGACUGUUAGAGUUAACCCUCCCCCUAGUGCUCCUUCUGGGUUGGAUGUUCAACCUCUGUCGGAGUGGGCUUGGUUGUAUGAUUUCACUGACCUUGAUGAAGCUUCCGAGUCGUUUGAGUCUUUGCAUAUUUCACUACUAGAAACGACACCUACAAGGACAAAUGAAUAACGACCAACCAAAUAAAAUUAUCGUGAAAACGUAAAUUUGUUCAAAGUUGAGCGCGGGUCAUCUAAAAAUUUAAAAUAAAAAACUGAACCAUAUUUUCUCAAAAACAAAUUCUUCGUUAUUUAUUCUUAUCUUCUGAAAAUAUUAAAACUCUUUCAAUUUUCUCUCCUCUCAAAUUCCAGGAUUUGGCGACUCAGCGACGAUAGCGACAACCGAUAGCGGCACCGGCACUACCACGGCGGCGGCACGACCAGUUAACACUUUUGCUACAA
This is a messenger RNA of Spinacia oleracea (spinach), 823 nucleotides long. RefSeq lists its product as uncharacterized. NCBI's taxonomy places the organism in Eukaryota, Viridiplantae, Streptophyta, Magnoliopsida, Caryophyllales, Amaranthaceae. The record is from RefSeq and is a predicted model, not a curated record. The transcript is spliced from 2 exons. Bases 57 to 554 code for a protein of 165 amino acids.